CCUUUUCCUCCUCUGUCAUUUGCUGUCUCAUUUAAGAGAGAGACAAAAACCCAACAUUUGACAAAUACAAAUAUAUACUACCAACUGCUACUGUAACCAUGGCAUCCGCAAGCAGCUCUGCACAGGCCGCCUUCGGGCUGGGCCGGAGAAAGAAGAACCCCAGCCUCCUGGAUCAGAUUGGAAAGUUCUUUGGAGGGGACAAGAAGAGGAAGAGCAAGGGCUCUUUCCGAGGUGCUCUCUCUCCAGGCCCUCAGAAAGCCUCCGCAACCUCCCCACGCAAGCGCGGAGCAGAGAACGCCGUGGUCCAUUUCUUCCGCACGAUCGGCCCCCAGAAAGCCAAGAAGGCCAGCGCAGGGGACGGCAAAGGGACCCUGACUAGGAUCUUCAAAAUGUGAUGAUAUCAGCAGCAGAGGAAGCAGGAGUGCUUCUCCAGCCAAACGCUGAGGUCCCUCUCUACAACCCCUUCCAACAAGGGCAGACGUUCAAGAGCGACGGGGGAAAAAAAAAACAACAAAAAAAAAGAGGAAGAAGAGGAGGAAAUCUCGUCAACCCUUACACUCACCGUCCCCUCCGCCUCUGUUAACACUCUAAUGUCGGCUAAAUCCUUCAUCUCCCCAAUUACUGCCCCCCCUCCCAACCCUUCCCCCAACUCCUUUGGCUGGUAGAUAGCGACACAAUCUGUUGCCCCCACCCCUCCAACCCUCCAACCUAAACCCCUGCAUGCGUUGCGCUGAGUCUGUACAGUCAUCAUCACCGGUGUGAACUGUUUGCUGAAGUUGAUCCUGAAGCCGCUCACAUGUGCAGCCUGAAUGAUCCAUCCACGGCUCUCUCUCUCUUUAUACAUAUACCUGCGCUUGAGUUUCUGUACAUGUCUGUGAUGGUUUUCUCUAACAAAGGGUGGCUGGACCGAAGCCGACCUGGGGGCAAUUGAAGGUUCGGGCCGGUGCAAGUCCGACUGACUUGACCGUCUUUGCCGUCUUACCGAUGGAGCGAAAAGCCCAGGUCGUCUGUGUUUCAGAAAAGAGCGGUUUUCUGUCUAGUCACGAUGUCCACGUCACUUCCUCAAAACCUUUUCCGUGUACCCACGUGUUCGAACAUUGUUCUGUGACAGAUUUAACAUGUUUUUUGUUUUUUCUACAUUACUGUGAGAGCCACUGGGUUUUCAUUCAACCCUCGUGUCUGCGAUGUAGCUAAGUGUCCCCGUCUUAAGUGUCAUGUUGAUCCAUGUUUGUCAUUUUUUGGACCUAAGGCUGGCUGUGGAUUUUUGUGGUAAAAGUUACAUUUCUUAACCUUCUAAAUCAUUUUUUUCCCUGCAGUAGUCACUGAAGUAUAGAUAAUUUUCUUUUACAGUCCAUGAGAUAAUGAGUAAUCCACCUUAACUAAACCAUUUCGUCUAAAAACUCCUGAAUCUGAACUAUGACGUUGGUGCUGCAGCAUGAUGCCAGAUUCAGACCUUAUUUUCCUGAAAGCUUUAGCGUAGCCUACUGUAGCGCUCUUCUUUGUCUUCAUUCUUUCUAUCUCAUGCACAGCACACCUACUGUAAAUUACAUUCACAAAAAGCCCUCGCUCAGCAAGUGCCUUUUUCCCUCCUGACUACCAAAUACAAUGUGCUGUGUUUCCUUUAUUUUUUUUGUGGAUAAUAAAAAAAAACAACAAUUUCAAAAAGGUGCUCUGUGACUAACUCUGUAAUGACACACUAUAAAGUGUUUUUUUUUUGUUUUGUUUUUUUUUGAGAAUGUGCAAGUUUUCUGUAAAAAGGAAAUAGAGUCAUUUGUAGAAAAGGUCAGCGCCGCCACCGGGGCUGUUCCAUUCAUCUUUCAAAAAAGCAGGCGUGUGUGAUGUGCAGCGUUCAUCCCUCCCACUGUUUGCUUGAGCCUUGUGAGUGCCUUGUAGUGUUUUAUUUCUGAAUGGAUCCUGGGAAUGAAUGUAAACAUCCUCCUCAUCAUUGUAUGUAUAAUAAAAACAUGACCAGCCACUUAACUGAGAAUAAAAAAUAAAAAAGUAUAAAACCAAG
This is a messenger RNA of Stegastes partitus (bicolor damselfish), 2014 nucleotides long. RefSeq names its product myelin basic protein-like. Gene Ontology annotation, molecular function: structural constituent of myelin sheath. The record is from RefSeq and is a predicted model, not a curated record. The transcript is spliced from 5 exons. NCBI's taxonomy places the organism in Eukaryota, Metazoa, Chordata, Actinopteri, Pomacentridae. The coding region runs from base 99 to 395 and encodes 98 amino acids.